Molecule: messenger RNA, 3108 nt
Organism: Plutella xylostella (diamondback moth)
Lineage: Eukaryota; Metazoa; Arthropoda; Insecta; Lepidoptera; Plutellidae
Gene: mthl5
Product: G-protein coupled receptor Mth-like 5
Biological process (GO): cell surface receptor signaling pathway
Cellular component (GO): membrane
Molecular function (GO): transmembrane signaling receptor activity
Source: RefSeq, a predicted model, not a curated record
AACUGUCAGAUUUUAUCAAUUGUUUGUCAAACAAAAUGAACAUGAGAUGUGCAAAACAGUUGAAUAUUAGUUAAAAUUCUAUAAUGUACGUGCCUUUAGCGGCUAAACAUAAAGUAAAGUGUACAAUUAUCGUGUGAUGAAUUAGAUUUAAGUGAUUAUCAGACAUGUGCGUAUUCCCAGUGCUAUUUGCUUUGUCGCUGUUGUGUUCACCGAUCGGGGCGGAAGUGAGCGAUACAGACCUCAAUGACUUGUCUGAGCAACAGAAUGCAGUGAAAAUAAACAAAUGCUGCGAGCCCAACGAGCUCAUGAUCGAUUCAAGAUGCCGCCUUGCCGAUUCUAUCAACAAAACUACAUGGGAGCCAAAGUUCAAAACCGAAGAUGGAAAAGAUACCAAAAUGAAAUACUUUCGAUAUGUUCCUGGAGUACCUGACUGUGAAACUACACAGCAAAGAGCCAUUUUCUCUUUAGAGAAUUCCGAAGAUGAGUUACAACUUCUAUCUGAUGGUCGGCUGCGGCACCUGAUACAUCACUUGCACAACUCAGGCACCGUCAUGGAAGACCCACUGCUGGCCAACAGUUUCAGCAUACAUGACAACAUCCCUAUACCAGCGGUGGAGCAACCCGCUUCUUACGACCAUGCUCAAGGAAAAUACUGCUUAGAUAAGAUAUUUAUGUCAAAAACAAACAUAACCGCACUGUAUGCCUUGGUGUGCGUACCGGAAGUAAAGAUUAACUGGAGUGACACAGACUUUAUCAUGAAGAAGAUCUUAAACCCGUUGUUUCAUGCUAUAAAUAUGAUAUUGCUCCUGCUAGUGGCGAUCAUAUACUUUGUACUGCCAACGUUGCGAGACCUAGCAGGAAAUAUUAUCACUACAAUAAAUGUGUGCCUCAUCUUCGCCCAGGCAGCUGAUCUGGUCAGGAUAUUUACUGAGCUCAGUAAUCAUGUGAGCUUUAUGAUUGCCGAUAUAGUUUUGUAUGUGAGCCUUUUGGGUGUUUUCUUCUGGCUGAAUAGUUACGGUUUUUACAUCUGGAAGACUUUUAAGUCCCGUAACGUGUUUCUCCGUGUGACGGACGUGCGCAAGUACUGCUACUACUCGAGCGUGAUCUGGUCGUGCGUGAUCGUCAUGACGGGCAUGGCCAUCUGCGCCCACUUCUUAUUAGACACCAGCAACAACCCUUACAGGAAAACAAGGACGCAGUUCUCGUCCUCGAUACUGACCGAUGACUACGAACAGGAGACCAUUGGUUGGCUCGGAAUAGCAAUAUUCUUCACUCCAGUGGCUUUCACAAUCAUAUUCAACAUAUUCUUUUACGUAACUACUGUAAAAGUUAUCAAGAGGAUAAACAUUUAUGGACGAAUACAUUAUAAACUAAAGGGAUGCUUCGACCUAUUCCUGCAACUCUUCCUAAUCCUGGCCAUAUGGUGGUUAUUCCUUCUCCUCUCGUGGCUCCACUUCGACGGGCUGGUCUACGCCUACAUCGUGGUGAACCUGUUCCAGGGCGUGUUGAUAUUCUACGUGUGCGUGUUGCGUCAGUCACACGUCACGUUCCUGUUGCGUAAGAGCUGCUGCUACGCGGAGCCCGUGCCCACCGGCGAGUGGGGGGAUGAGAUGACGCACAUGAAUGGAGGCCCGUAUGGAUAUUGAGAAUGUAAGAAAGUAAGAAUGUACAGUCAGCUGCAUAAGUAGCUAAACACUUUUGAACCUUGUCAAACUAACUGCCUAUUCAUUCAUUCAAACAUUGACGAUUUGUUUAUGAUGUAGUUUGACGAGGCACAAAAGUGUAUACCUACUUAUGCAGGUGACUGUAUUUGCCCUUUCGUUGUGGACUCAUUUGAUUUCAAGUUUGACUGUUGUAAACAAUAAUUGGCAGAGAAGAUUUCAUGAGAAAAAUAAUGUAAAAUAUGUAAUUAUGUCCCUAUUUGCCACUAGCGUCGGAUAAGUGACAAACUCAUAAACUUUGCAUAGCUUUAAAAUGUCGAAUAGCUUAACUUUAAAAGGGAAGAUGAAUAAGUACCGUGUCCACUAUUUAAACAAAAUGUUUUGUAACAAUUUUUUCACAUCAAGUAUGUUAAAAAGAUUGUGUAACUGUGUACGAGAAAUUGAUGUUUAUAAACCUAUUUAGUAUGUCUGAAUGAAAUAUGUGAUGGAUUUAUGAAUCAAGAUGGUUAUACAUUUGUUACGUAACUGUAAGUCAUUAACUUAGGUAGGACGUAGGAGUAACAUAUUAAAAACCUAUACAUACAAAUUUUCUUAAAUAUAUCUUGUCUUUAGAUAUUCUGGUCACAAAUCAUUCUUCAUCAGCCAUUUUGAAUAGUAUUCGAAUAUAACAUUACUUACUAAAAUAAAAUUAAGAACGAUGUGAAGCCGGUUGAAUCUCGUAAAUUAAGUAGACUUUAGAAGAAACCUUAUGAAUUUGCAGCCUUAAAUGUUGACAUUUGCCUUAUGUAUGCCUUACACUGAGUGCCUUCAGUCAGUAUUGUAUAGUUACAGAAUCCGCGAAGAACGCUUUAAUAGCAGCUAGCUAAUUAAAAAAACUACUAUAAUUAAUGUGAUAAAAUUAUAAAUUUUGAGUGCUCACAAAAGUUACUUAAAUAUUAACACUGCACGAUUGAAUCAAUGGCACUUUUGGUUAGGAAAAUUAAAAUAAGAUAUUGGUAUUCAAUGUAUGCUACGAAUUUUAUACAAAUGACAUUAUGCAAAGUAUUUUUGAAUUUAUGAUGUUGUGUGUUUUUAAAAUUAAAAUAGUUUUGCCUACGGAAGGGGCUUAUCUUAAGUUACAAUUGAUUUAUGCAUUUAUAUUAAAUUCUCAUUAGGUACUUUUAUAUGCUUUUUCCGAUUCAGUCCGUCCUUUCCCACAAUUUCUUCAUUUAUAUGGCAGCUUUAGUUAGGUUAGUGAUUAUUUUAAUUUAAAUAUACAAGCUCUCUUGCACUAACAAUAUAAUUAUCCCUUUUGUAUCACUUUUACAGUAUAGCAGUAUACCGAAUUAAUUUUAUUUCUUGAUGUAUAAAAUGUAAUGUACCUAUAUCGACACAACACUAAUGUGUAAACAAAAGCAUUUAACAUAUUGUAACAUUAUACCUGAAUAAAUACAAAUAAGCGACCAAA